AUGGAGAACUUGCAAGAGUUUAUUUUGUUCCUCAAGCCAAGUAGCUACCAAUACAUCGAUCUCAAAGACAAUCUUGAAGACAAAGAUUGCAUUGGAGAUGAAGACAAUCUUGAAGACGAAGACAAUUUUGAGGAUGGAGACAAUCUUGAAGAUGAAGACUGCUUUGAGGAUGAAGACUACCUUGAAAACAAUCUUGAAGACGCAAUCUAUCUUGGAUACAAAGACUUCCUUGAAGACAAAGACUAUCUUGAGGAUAGAGACAACCUUGAAUAUGAAGAUUGCUUUAAGGAUGAAGACUACCUUGAAGACAAUCUUGAAGACGAAGUCUAUCUUGGAUACGAAGACUUCUGUGAAGACGAAGACUAUCUUAAGGAUGAAGACAAUCUUGAAGACAAAGAUUGCAUUAGAGAUGAAGACAAUCUUGAAGACAAAGGUUUCCUUAAAGAUGAAGACAUCCUUGAAUAUGAAGACAAUCUUGAAGAUGAAAACAAUCUUUGA
Messenger RNA from Quercus robur (English oak), 498 nucleotides. RefSeq lists its product as uncharacterized. Bases 1 to 498 code for a protein of 165 amino acids. The transcript has 2 exons. The record is from RefSeq and is a predicted model, not a curated record. Lineage: Eukaryota; Viridiplantae; Streptophyta; Magnoliopsida; Fagales; Fagaceae.